Molecule: messenger RNA, 891 nt
Organism: Prosopis cineraria
Lineage: Eukaryota; Viridiplantae; Streptophyta; Magnoliopsida; Fabales; Fabaceae
Product: ATP synthase subunit d, mitochondrial
Exons: 6
Coding region: 63-569 (168 amino acids)
Biological process (GO): proton motive force-driven ATP synthesis
Molecular function (GO): proton transmembrane transporter activity
Source: RefSeq, a predicted model, not a curated record
GGUUGGUUCUUCUUGUUGGUGGUGAGACGAAUUUGUGUUUGGGAAAAAGAGAAUCGGAAAAAAUGAGCGGAACAGUGAAAAAAGUGACCGAUGUGGCGUUCAAGGCAGGGAGGACCAUUGAUUGGGAUGGAAUGGCCGCGCUCCUCGUCUCCGAUGAAGCUCGCAAGGAGUUUGCUACACUUCGUCGCGCUUUCGACGACGUUAACCACGCUCUCCAAACCAAAUUCAGCCAGGAGCCUGAACCCAUAAAUUGGGACCAUUACAGAAAAAAUAUUGGCUCUCGCUUGGUGGAUAUGUACAAGGAACAUUAUGAAAGCAUCGAGAUCCCCAAGUACGUUGACAAUGUAACUCCGCAAUAUAAGCCCAAAUUCGAUGCGCUAUUAGUGGAACUUAAAGAAGCAGAGGAGAAAUCUCUAAAGGAGUCUGAGCGACUGGAGAAGGAGAUUGCUGAAGUACAGGAGUUGAAGAAAAAGAUCAGUACUAUGACAGCAGAUGAGUACUUUGAAAAGCAUCCUGAGCUGAAGAAGAAGUUUGAUGAUGAGAUCAGGAAUGAUUACUGGGGCUAUUAAUUUGGUGCACUUUCAAUCUUAAGGCUUCUUCAAAUAACCAGUUUCUCAGUUGUUGGAAUUUUGGUGGAGCUGUACUCGAGAAAACGAUGUGUAUUGUGGUUUUCACAUGCACCAAUUCAAGGAAAAUGUCGUGUUGCUGAUUCCUUAAUAAAAUUUGUUACCUGUAUGAAGAUUGAAGAAUCUAUGUCUUGCUUCUUCUAAAUUCGCGUGUCCACAAAGUUUUCUCUACUGUGGAGAAGCGUUGGCACUCGCUUUACUCAAGACACAGCAAGAUAUUAAUUCAUACACGCAUUAGGAUAAGAAACAUGGUUGGGAUUAUCAA